CCCCCCCGGCUCGGUACCGCGGCCUCGCCGCUCGCCCCGGGCACCUUCUGGCUGACCCGCAUCGUGCUGCUGCGCUCCAUUGCCUUCCUGUACUCCGUGGCCUUCCUGGUGGCAUUCCAGCAGAACAAGCAGCUGAUAGGAGAGAAGGGGCUGCUCCCCUGCAAGCUCUACCUGCAGGAAAUCAAGAAACACUUCAAGGGGAAGGUUGGCCUGGAUGCCUUGAGCUAUGCCCCCACUCUCAUCUGGUUCCUGGACUGGUCUGCCAUGGACAGCACCUUGGAUUGCCUGGCCCUGGCUGGCCUGGCCGUGGCAGCCUUUGUGCUGCUGACUGGCUGUGCCAACAUGCUCCUCAUGGCCCUGCUGUGGCUCCUCUACCUGUCCCUGGUCAAUGUGGGACAGAUCUGGUAUUCCUUUGGAUGGGAAUCACAGCUCCUGGAGACAGGAUUCCUGGGAAUAUUCCUGUGCCCCCUGUGGAGCCUGUCCCGCCUGCCCCAGGGCUCUCCUCCUUCCAGAAUUGUCAUCUGGAGCUUCCGCUGGCUGAUUUUCAGGAUCAUGCUGGGAGCGGGGCUGAUUAAAAUCCGAGGAGAUCGCUGCUGGAGGGAGUUAACCUGCAUGGAUUAUCACUACGAGACGCAGCCGGUGCCCAACCCCAUCUCGUACUUCAUGCACCGCUCGCCCUGGUGGUUCCACCGCCUCGAGACCUUGGUCAACCACUUCGUGGAGCUGCUGGUGCCCUUCUUCCUGCUGCUGGGCAGGAGGAUGAGCAUCCUGCACGGGCUCCUGCAGAUCCUCUUCCAGGUGCUCCUGAUCAUCAGUGGGAACCUGAGUUUCCUGAACUGGCUGACCAUGGUGCCCAGCAUUGCCUGCUUUGAUGACGCCAGCCUGGGGCUCCUGUUCGGCGCAGGGCUCAGGGAACGCGCGGCGCGGCUGCGGCUCCCGGGGACACGGAGGGUUUCCCUGGGCUCCUGUGUCCGCAGAGUGCUGAACAUCUCCUUGGGCCUCCUCAUUGCCUACCUCAGCAUCCCGGUGAUCCUGAACCUGCUCAACUCCAGACAGGUCAUGAACACCUCCUUCAACCCCCUCAGGAUCGUCAACACCUACGGAGCCUUUGGCAGCAUCACCAAGGAGAGGACAGAGGUGAUCCUUCAGGGAACAUCCAGCCUGGAUCCCAACGAUCCCACAGCAGUCUGGGAGGAGUUUGAGUUCAAGUGCAAGCCUGGGGACUUGAGGAGGAGGCCGUGCCUCAUCUCCCCCUACCACUAUCGCCUCGACUGGCUCAUGUGGUUUGCUGCCUUCCAGACCUACGAGCAGAACGAAUGGAUCAUCCACCUGGCUGGGAAGCUGCUGGCCCAGGAAGAGGAGAUCAUGUCCCUGCUGGCCACAAACCCCUUUGCAGGCAGAGACCCUCCAAGGUGGAUCCGGGGGGAACACUUCAGGUACAAGUUCAGCCAGCCCUGGGGGAAGCACGCCAGCGAUGGGAAGUGGUGGAUCCGGAAAAGGAUCGGCCCCUAUUUCCCCCCUGUCAACCUGCAGGGCCUGAAGAGGUUCUUUGAGGACAGGAAUUGGCCUUAUCCCCUGAAGGACUGAGGGAAAAGGAUGGCCACGACAAGAGGGACCAGCUAAGAAGAGGGAGAACAAGCAGCUCCCUUCCAAAAAAUUUUGGAAUCUUCCAAAAGGAGAUUCCAAAAAUCUCCUGCCUCUCUACUUUUUCUCCAUAUCUUUGUUCACACCUAUUUUCCAAAAUAUUCCCAGCCAAUUUGCCCACUUGCUUUUUGAGCUGCUUUUUCUCACCUCACUGUUUGAUUUCUUUUGCCAUUCAGGAAUUCCUCUGGAAUUGGGAAAAAAGGCAAGCAAAUAACCGUGGUUGGUUUUGGGGAAGGUGUUGGUGUUGCCAAAAGCAGCUGAAUGGGGGUUUGAAACAAAAGCAGGGGAAAACAAACCAGGAGAGAUCUCUGGGGUUGUGUGGGCUCUGGAUGCAGACACAAGAAUGCCCUUUUCCAUGUUUUUUCCCCACCUUUUUGACCACAUGUAGCAAAUGGGCACCACUGGGAGCAUGUUCCUGGAAAGGGAUUAAAGCAAACAAUUCUUGAAU
This is a messenger RNA of Ficedula albicollis (Collared flycatcher), 2092 nucleotides long. It is a transcript of the gene LMF1, whose product is annotated as lipase maturation factor 1. The annotation marks the transcript as partial. Lineage: Eukaryota; Metazoa; Chordata; Aves; Passeriformes; Muscicapidae. The transcript is spliced from 11 exons. The record is from RefSeq and is a predicted model, not a curated record. Gene Ontology annotation, cellular component: endoplasmic reticulum membrane. Gene Ontology annotation, biological process: protein maturation.